AAAGCGGAACGGGCCGUUACUCGGUUGCUGAAACUCUACAACUGCGGCGGACAGCAGCAAUGGCCAGAGAGCGAUGGUCGCCGUGCUGAAGCCUUCCUGCCCCGUCCAAAGUUUGUCCUUGACUCGGUCCGCUGGUAGGAACGGCCACCGGAUAGAGAGGCUCCGUUUGGACCGGGAUGAUCUCCAACUGCGCGGCGGGUGGAAGCGUUGGGGGGCGACCGUAGGAUGAGCUGCCCCCAAAGCCACGGAGUCGGCGGCGACUGACGCACACUGCCACCUAAACAGCAGUCAAUGCAGUCUUCCAGAGGCACUCCCCCCCCCGUGGCCUGGAAAGCAGCAGCAUGUCCCGCAUCUCCUCCACCCCCAAACGCUAUGCAGGCUCCUCCUACACCAGCCACUACAGCUCCUACGGCUCCUCCGUGACCCCGGGCCUUAGCUCCUACGGCGAGCGGGACCGACUGUCCUCCUACAAGUCUCCCACCUCCUCGUCCUCCUCAGGAUACACAUCCAGCUACCUGAGCAGCUCCACCUUCCGCGACCGUAACUACAGUGCCUCCUCGGAGCCUGACAGAGACCGGGGCCGAACCAUCCCACGUACCGACAUCCUCGGGAGCAGCAGCAGCUACAGACGGAGCGAGAGCCUCAGCCGAACCCCCGCCAGGAGCUAUGGAGCUCCAGGGCUGAGCGGGGGGUCGGCCUACUCAGGCUACAGCUAUACUUCGUCCUUAGCCCCGUCCAGCUACCUCGCUUCUUCACCGGCAGCCUCUAGCAUCUCACUGAACAGAAGAAAAUCUGUUUCCCAGAGUGACCUGAGCAGAGACUUGUCCUCUCUGAGCCUCAGCAAUGCUUCCUCCUCCACCCCGUCCUCCUCCACCAGUGCCCUGCAGAGCUACCGCAGUCGUACUAAGGAGGCGGCGGGGUCGUACGACGCAGGCUCCAGACCGGGCUGCUCCAACCUGCCUCGGAGUUCCACCCAGGAGGCCUUCAGCAGCAGCAGCAGAGUCAGCAGCUCCUCCCUAUGGGAACCCAGCAGCAGCAGCCUGUCCGACAGCGCCAGCAGAAAGCCCACAAAUUCAAAGAGCGCCCAGGGUCUGGUAGGACUGAAGAACUUAGGAAAUACUUGUUUCAUGAACAGCAUCCUGCAGUGUCUGAGCAACACACAGAGCCUGCGUGACUACUGCCUGCACAACUCGCACCGCAGAGACCUUAAUAACAACAGCCGCACCAACACAGCCCUCAUGGAAGAGUUUGCAAAGCUGAUCCAGACCGUGUGGACGUCGACCAGCAGCGAGGCCGUCAGCCCGUCCGAAUUCAAAACGCAGAUCCAGAGAUACGCUCCCAGAUUCGUGGGAUACAACCAACAGGAUGCCCAGGAGUUCCUGCGCUUCCUGCUGGACGGCCUGCAUAACGAGGUCAACAGGGUCACCGUGAGGCCCAGAGGCACCGUGGAGGAUUUCGACCACCUGCCCAUAGACACGCCAUGCUACGCUGCUCUUAGCAGCUACUAUAGGCGUACCAGCUCUGACGGCGCGCCGCCGUUCGACAUCACAGAAAUAAACUCCAUGGAAUUGAGUCUGUUUGGGUUUUCCUGGUAUUUCUCACCUGUUUGGCUCCAUGUUUCCUCUCUGCAGACGUGCUACAGAUGUAAAGCCAGGAGGAGGUGCACCAAGAAGUUCACAAUACAGAAGUUCCCCAAGAUCCUGGUGCUCCACCUGAAGCGCUUCUCUGAGGCACGACGAACCAGCAAACUGUCCACCUUCGUUAAUUUCCCCAUGAAGGACCUCGACCUCCGAGAGUUUUCCUCUGAAAACAGCACAAAUGCAGUAUACAACCUUUAUGCAGUGUCCAACCACUCAGGCACCACCAUGGGAGGCCACUACACCGCCUACUGUCGCAACCCCAGCUCAGCAGAGUGGUACACCUUUAAUGACUCCAGGGUAACGCCAAUGUCGUCCAGCCAAGUACGCAGCAGCGACGCCUACGUCUUGUUCUACGAGCUGUCCGCCUCCUCGCGGAUGUGAGGAUCCCUGAUGGACCGACUGCUGCGGCUGACGCACACAUGGAGGGACGGAUGGACCCCAACAUUGGCUCCUAACAGCAGCUGGAGAGCAGGACCCGCGGCCCCUGGGAGGACCAGCGACCCCUGGGAG
Molecule: messenger RNA, 2150 nt
Organism: Cyprinodon variegatus (sheepshead minnow)
Lineage: Eukaryota; Metazoa; Chordata; Actinopteri; Cyprinodontiformes; Cyprinodontidae
Product: ubiquitin carboxyl-terminal hydrolase 2-like
Exons: 12
Coding region: 342-2021 (559 amino acids)
Biological process (GO): protein deubiquitination
Cellular component (GO): cytoplasm
Molecular function (GO): cysteine-type deubiquitinase activity
Source: RefSeq, a predicted model, not a curated record